UUUGCAGCCUAUUCAGCUUUCAAGCUGGAGGGGGAUCCUGGACAGCCACGUAGACAUGCUCAACACUGGAAGAAAAAGCGCAGCAACCGGAGGCGAGCCACCGCCAGUCAACCAAGGGACGAGCUAAGUACGAAUGUGGGUGAUUCCAGCCCUCCGGAGACCCCGGUGCCUCAAGUCCAUAGCCGCCCUACGGUUCUGAUGAGGGCUCCGCCUGCUUCCUCCCGGGCUCCUCCUGUCCCUUGGGAUCCACCUCCAGUGGACUUGCAGGCUCCCCUGGCUGCUUGGCAGACUCCUCAGCCUACAUGGGAGGCUCCGGAGGGCCAGCUGCCUGCCCCAGUGGCUCAGCUGGCCCAGACUCCUGCCCUAGGGGCCCCAAUGGUCCAGGGCCCACCGCUGGGGGGAGGAAUGACCAAGCCUCCAACUCCUGGAGUCUUGAUGGUUCAUCCUCCCCCUCCUGGAGCCCCAGUGGCCCAGCCUUCUACUCCAGGAGUGCUGAUGCUGCACCCUUCUGUCCCGGGGGCCCCUUUGGCUCAUCCUCCUCCUCCAGGAACCCCAAUGACACACCCUCCUCCUCCUCCUCCUCCUGGGACCCCGAUGGCGCACCCUCCUCCUCCUCCUGGGACCCCGAUGGCCCACCCACCUCCACCUGGGACCCCUAUGGGCCACCCUCUGCCUCCUGUGAACCCUAUGACCCAUCCUCCUCCACUCGGGAACCCAAUGGUGCAUCCUCUUCCUCCCGGAAACCCAAUGGUCCAUCCUCCCCCACAUGGACCGCCAAUUCCACAUGGUCCCAUUGCGGGGACACCAAUAGCACAGCCACCAACGCCAGGAGUCCUGAUGGCCCAGCAGCUGACACCGGGAGUCCUGAUGGUCCAGCCGCCUGCUCAAGGAGCUCCAAUGGUUCAGCCUCCUCCUCCGGCUGCCUUGAUGACCCAGCCUCCACCUUCGAUGACUUCGAUGGCCAAGCCUGCUGGUCCUGGUGUCGUGAUGAUCCAUCCUCCAGCUGCCAGAGCUCCAAUCAUUCAGACUCCUGUAUCGGGAGCACCAAUGGCUCAGCCAGUGAUGCCCCCAGGGCAGCCCCUGGCUUCUUGGGCCCCACAGGGUCAGCCUUUGAUCCUGCAAAUCCAGUCUCAAGUCAUAAGGCCUCCUCCACAGGUUCCCCCUGCCCCCCCAGCCCCCCAGGUGCAGCUGGCCACACCCCCAGGCUGGCAAGCCACUACACCCAAUUGGCAGGUGACCCCCCAGGGUUGGCAGCCUAACCCUUUGGCCUGGCAGGCCACGCAGGUCACGUGGCAGGCCCCAGCGAUAGCCUGGCAGGCCCCUCCCCCUGCGCGCCAAGGACCCACAUCCAUUCGUACCGGGCACACACCCAUUCGACCUGGACCGCCUCCAGUGCUUCGCCAGAUACCUCCUGUGAUGCGUCAGACCCCACAUGUGAUGCGGCAAGCCCCACCACUGAUCCGCCAUACCCCUCAGCCUAUCAGACCAGCUCCACAUGGCAUAGCAAGCCAGCCUCAGCUGUGGCAAAUCCUGCCACCCCCACCUCCACUGCGUCAGGCUCCACAGGCUCGUGUACUAGUCCCAAGGGUACCAGGGACACCCCAGGUGCCUGCAGCAUCAUCAGUUGCUCAGAUACAUUUGGUUCCACAGGCAGGCCCACAGGUGCCUCAGACAAUGCUGCCAGGCGCACUUUCUAUCCCAAUUCCGGUGCCCCCGGCUGCCUCUCAGUCUGCUCCCAGGGCUGUGCAUUGCCCAUCCAUCAUCUGGCAGGCCCCCAAAGGUCAGCCUCCGGUGCCACAGGAGCUCCAGGUGCCACAGGAGCUCCCAGUGCCUCAGGAGCUCCCGGUGCCACAGGAGCUCCAGGUGCCACAGGAGCUCCCGGUGCCACAGGAGCUCCCGGUGCCACAGGAGCUCCCGGUGCCACAGGAGCUCCAGGUGCCACAGGAGCUCCCGGUGCCACAGGAGCUCCAGGUGCCACAGGAGCUCCCGGUGCCACAGGAGCUCCCGGUGCCACAGGAGCUCCAGGUGCCAUUGGAGUUCCAGGAGGCACAGCAGGCCCAAGCAAUGGGCUGGCGGGCACCCAAGGUACCCACUCACUUCUGGCAGCCUGUGCCUACCCAGGAGGCACAGGAGCAGGCCACUCAGAUCGCCCAUGUGGAGCAGCAGCAGCCCUUUCAGGGAGCGUCAGCCUCCCCCAGAGCACUGCAAACUCAGCUAGCUGCCCACCAGGCACAGCCCACAGGCCUGCAAGCAGAACUGCCAUCGGUGCAGCUGCAGCCUUCUUGGCAAGGCCCACUGCCAAUGUUGCAAGCCCAGCCUGGAGCCUCUGCAACACCGACAAAUUUUCCCAGGGGCUCCACUAGGUCACUUAUGACUCCAUCAGGAGAGCCUGGCCCCUCUUCUCUAGAACCUCGGGGCCCUUCUAGAGAUCGUAGGACCUCUGCACGGGACAGAAAGGGUCCUCCAAAGGAGCGCAUGAUCAUUGGUGCCACCUUCUCUGCUCCAAGGGCAGCAUCAGCUUCCAGGGCAUACAUGCCAACUGCCUGGAAAAACUUGUCUGCCACAUCAGAGACCUUUCCUGCCACCUCAAGGGUCUUUCCAUCUACCUCUCAUUUCCACCCUGCCUCUUCUAAUUCCAUUAGAGGCCCCUCUGCCACCUCAGAGAGCCCAAAGUCACUGCCAUUUGCUCCACAGGAUCCUUUUGCCUGUGUAGAGGCCCUGCCUGCAGUUCCCUGGGUUCCAUAUCCCGACGUGAAUGCCCCACCAGCGUGUAAGUCAGUGCCUGCCAUCCUGAUGAUGACAGCAGCUGCUCCCCAGGCAAGUGCCACCGGUGCAGAGGCCUCCAAGUCUUCAGAGGCACCACGACGCUCUGGCAAAGCCACCAGGAAGAAGAAGCAUCUGGAACCCAAGGAGGACAACUCUGGCCAUAGGAUGGCCUCACGUGACUGGCAGGGCCCUCGAUCCUGGGAGAAUCCCAGCCAGAAUGACUGGGAAAUCCAAAGGGCUAUGCAGCUCCUGGGGGACGAGGAAUCCCUCCACACUCCCCAGAACAGGAAUGGCUGGGGGUGUCCGAAUACCUCUAGGAUUCCAAGGGGCUUCGAUGGCCCCAGCACCUCACAGGACCAGGGGUUCUGUGAUAGCUCAAUGGGGUCUCAGUCAUGGAUGGUCUCUGAGGUCCCAAGUGCCUCUCGGGGAUCCAGUGCUGCUCAGGAGGACUCCAAUGAGGAGAGCCAGCAGCUGUCCCCCUUAGAUGAGAGAGCAAAUGCUUUGGUGCAGUUUCUCUUGGUCAAAGACCAAGCCAAGGUGCCUGUUCAGCUCUCGGAGAUGGUUAAUGUUGUCAUCCGAGAAUAUAAAGACGAGAGCUUAGAAAUCAUCAGCCGUGCAAACACUAAGCUAGAGUGCACCUUUGGCUAUCAACUGAAGGAAGUUGACACCAAAACCCAUUCUUACAUCAUCGUCAAAAAGACGGGGAAUCCUCAGUGUAGUUUGCUGGCAUCCUAUUUAGACAGGCCAAAGUUCAAUCUCCUGAUGGUGGUCUUGAGCCUCAUCUUUAUGAAAGGCUACUGUAUAAGGGAGAAUCUGCUCUUUAACUUCCUGUUCCAAUUAGGGCUGGACGUCCACGAGACAAGCGGUCUCUUCAGAAGUACAAAGAAGCUCAUCACCAGUGUGUUUGUGAGACACAGGUACCUAGAGUACAGGCAAAUCCCGUUCACUGAGCCAGCAGAAUAUGAGCUUCUCUGGGGGCCCCGGGCAUUCCUUGAGACAAACAGGGUGCAUAUCAUGAGAUUUUUGUCAGCUCUCUAUGAGAACCAGCCGCAGACCUGGUCAUACCAGUACCUUGAAUCGUUGGGAGAGUUGGAAUACAAGGACACAAAUGAAGAGCCCCACGACAGCGAUGACGAUUCUCACGAACCCACCAGCAGUCACCAUCCUCAUUAAUAGGUGUU
Messenger RNA from Acomys russatus (golden spiny mouse), 3947 nucleotides. RefSeq names its product MAGE family member L2 (gene Magel2). The record is from RefSeq and is a predicted model, not a curated record. Gene Ontology annotation, biological process: negative regulation of transcription by RNA polymerase II. The transcript has a single exon. Gene Ontology annotation, cellular component: nucleus. NCBI's taxonomy places the organism in Eukaryota, Metazoa, Chordata, Mammalia, Rodentia, Muridae. The annotation marks the transcript as partial.